Molecule: messenger RNA, 2622 nt
Organism: Acanthosepion pharaonis
Lineage: Eukaryota; Metazoa; Mollusca; Cephalopoda; Sepiida; Sepiidae
Source: the annotation of a GenBank genome assembly
AUGGCCAAUCUCUUUUAUUCUAUUCUUGACAUUCACCCGUCAGCAAAAAAUGAGAAUCCUGAAGAACCGAAGCCAUGGAAUGAAAUUCUUGUUACAGACAAUUACCCUCCCGCAUGCAUGCAAAAAAGCAAAAUCUAUAUCGAAGAACAUCGCAAUUAUUUCGGCGAAUUCGAUGAAGACUGUUUAUAUUUAAAUAUCUAUGUCCCACGGUUUGUUCCUAUUUAUCUAUUUCAUUGUGUUCAUCUAUCUAUCUAUCUAUCUAUCUAUCUAUCUAUCUAUCUAUCUAUCUAUCUCAAUCACUUCAUACCUAUCUAUCCAUCUAUUUCAGUGUGUUCAUCUAUCUAUCUAUCUAUCUAUCUAUCUAUCUAUCUAUCUAUCUAUCUAUCUAUCUCAAUCACUUCAUACCUAUCUAUCCAUCUAUUUCAGUUUGUUCAUCUAUCUGUUUCAGUCUGUUCAUCUAUCUAUCUAUCUAUCUCAAUCACUUCAUAUCUAUCUAUCCAUCUAUUUCAGUGUGUUCAUCUAUCUAUCUAUCUAUCUAUCUAUCUAUCUAUCUAUCUAUGUUUACGCAUACCCAUGUCAAUAUCUUUGUGUGUAUCUAUCUCACUGAGUAUGUUCGUAUCUAACUCUGUUCAUAUCAAUUUGUGUCUGUUCCUAUCUAUCUAUCUAUCUAUCUAUCUAUCUAUCUAUCUAUCUAUCUAUCUCAAUCACUUCAUAUCUAUCCAUCUAUUUCAGUUUGUUCAUCUGUUUCAGUCUGUUUAUCUAUCUAUCUAUCUAUCUAUCUAUCUAUCUAUCUAUCUAUCUAUCUAUCUCAAUCACUUUAUAUCUAUCUAUCCAUCUAUUUCAGUUUGUUCAUCUAUCUAUCUAUCUAUCUAUGUUUACGGACGCAUACCCAUUUUGAGUCUGUUCCUUCCUAUCUAUCUAUCUAUCUAUCUAUCUAUCUAUCUAUCUAUCUCAAUCACUUCAUAUCUAUCUAUCCAUCUAUUUCAGUUUGUUCAUCUAUCUGUUUCAGUCUGUUUAUCUAUCUAUCUAUCUAUCUAUCUAUCUAUCUAUCUAUCUAUCUAUACGACAAAAAAGGAGCCCCUUCCUGUCUUUGCUUUUGUCCACGGAGGGUCAAAUAUCGUGGGCAUGGCAGCCAUGCAUGACGGUGAUGUUUUCGCCUCCCACGCAGAAAUCAUUGUUGUCAUGAUGAAUUACCGCCUCGCAGCUUUCGGAUUCCUUACCUUGGCCGAUCCGGAACUUCCGGGUAAUUAUGGACUUAUGGAUCAGUUGUUAGCCCUGAAAUGGAUCCAGAGAAACAUCGAAUUUUUUGGCGGUGACAAAAACAAAGUCACUCUGAGUGGACACAGCGCGGGAGCCGGUGAUGUAGGUCUACAUACUUUGUCCAGCUUAGCUAAAGGUUUGUUUCGCUUUAGCAUCUGUCACAGCGGAAGCGGCACGGCACCAUGGGUGAUUUUGAAGACCAAUAAUGAAUUGCUGAAAAGUGUGAAAGAUUAUGUAGCGAAAAUGGACUGCCUUAAGGAAACUUCUCUUGAAAUCAAGCAUUGUCUCAGGCAAAAACCAGCAAAAUUGAUCGCGACGACUUGGAUAACGCCCCCUCCCAUCGGUUAUAGUUUUUACGCCAUCACAUACAAAUACCUUUCGGAUACGCCUGCAAAUUUAUUUGCGAAUGGGUCGCUUAACUCAGAAGCCAUGAUGCUCGGUGUCACUAAAGACGAAGGUUCAAUUGCAGGUUUAAAGAUGCCCGAUUAUUAUGACACAAAUAAUUUCAUCUCCAUGAUUAUUCGAAACAAAAGAGGCUUUCCCCGUGUCCCGCAUAUUGAUGAUUUAAUAAUACAUGAAUAUAUGCAAUGGGAAAAUCCUCACCCUGAAAACGUCUCUGGAAAAAAGAGCUUAUCAGAGUUGUUUGGCGAUUACAGUUUGACAUACCCAUGCAUCCAGUGUGUGGAACUUCUUGCCAAAAGGAAAUUUCCGGUCUAUUUCUACACGUUUUUCCAUCGGUCCACAGAAGAUAAGCGACCCGAAUGGAUAGGAGUUCCCCAUGGUGAGGAUAUUUUUUACUUGUUUGGUGCUCCCUUGGUGGGUCACGCUUUGCGAAACUAUACCGAUGUGGAUAAAGAGGUCAGCAAAAAGUUAAUGACAUUCUUUGGUAACUUCGUGAAAACUGGGAAGGCCUUCAUUGGUACACAAGAGUUCCGAUAUUACACAUCGAAAGAAAAACAAUUCAUCAAGUUCUACAGCGAGAAUAACACAGCCUUGGUCAGCCAUGACACUAAUUACCUGCCGAGGCGAAUGGCAUUCUGGGCUAACUUGAUCUCAAAUUUGCAAAAUAAAACUGCCAUUGAGGAGAAGAUGAGGAGAGAUCGGGAACAAAAGGAGGCACAGAAAACGUCCACCUAUCAGCUGCUCACCUGGUUUUUUGUCUCACUUUGUCUCAUACUGAUGUUCACUACGGGUCUCUUUCUGUUUAUCCUCUACAAAAGAAAAAACAUUCUCUCGGUACCGACUUCAAUGUCAUCACGAAACACGCCUGUCAGCAUGUCGGAAGUGCAGGGCACGGCUCAUCUGGUAUCAAAAGAGGCGAAACAAAAUACCAACAAAAAAUGUUCACCAAUAAAUGCCUAA